Messenger RNA from Penicillium cinerascens, 846 nucleotides. Its product is annotated as aldo/keto reductase family protein. The transcript is spliced from 6 exons. Gene Ontology annotation, molecular function: oxidoreductase activity. NCBI's taxonomy places the organism in Eukaryota, Fungi, Ascomycota, Eurotiomycetes, Eurotiales, Aspergillaceae. Bases 1 to 846 code for a protein of 281 amino acids. The record is from RefSeq and is a predicted model, not a curated record.
AUGACUCUUUCGCUUCAGUCUACUUACAAGCUCGUUUCGGGAUAUGAGAUCCCGGUGGUUGGGUUCGGUGUUUACCAGACACCCUCUGAUGUCACGGAGAAGGUGACCCUCAAGGCCCUCGAGCUGGGCUACCGCCAUGUGGACUGCGCCAAGGUCUACGGAAACGAGAAAGAGAGCGGCGCAGCCAUCCGCAAGUCUGGCAUUCCCCGGUCGCAGAUCUUCUAUACCAGCAAGGUCCCCAGCUCCAGUAUGGGAUACGAGGAGGCGAAGAAGGCCAUCGAAGAGAGCAUUGCGGCGGCCAAUCUCGGAUACAUUGACCUCAUGUUGAUCCACGCUCCCUACGGCGGCAAGGAAGCCCGCCGGGGCACCUGGAAGGCGCUGGUCGAGGCCCAAAAGGCAGGCAAGAUUCGGUCCCUGGGUGUGUCUAACUUUGGCAUCAAGCAACUUGAAGAGUUGGAGGCCUACAUCCAGAGUGGAGGCGGUGGCCAGAUCGCUGUCGGCCAAUAUGAAAUCCACCCUUGGUGCCCGCGCGAGGAUAUUGCCGAGUGGCUGCGCAAGCGCAACGUCAUUGUUGAGGCGUACUCGCCUCUCGUGCAGGCGACCCGUAUGAAGGAGCCGGUUCUGCAGACCCUUUCUCAGAAGCACGGCAAGACCCCCGCUCAGAUUCUCGUCCGCUGGAGCUUGCAGAAGGGAUAUGUGCCGCUGCCGAAGUCGGUGACUGACUCCCGCAUCUUGGAGAACUCGCAAGUCUUCGAUUUCAUGCUGUCCGAAGAGGACAUGGCCAGUCUGAAACUCAACGAGUAUGCGCCCGUGUGCUGGGACCCGGUUCAGGACUGCAAGAUCUAG